UUUCUAGACGGCGACAGUUUUUUGCAGCACAUAUUGUAUGCGUACCUUGAACUUUGCAAGUUGAUAUUGAGCUAGCAGCUCGGUCUUUAUACUGCAUAUAUUUUUGAUGAUGCUGAAGUUGCGCAGCUCUCGCUGCGCCGUGCAUGCCUCGGCCCUGCAUCGGUGGACGUGCAGCAGCUCAAAGGCCUCCUUAUUUAAACGCUGCGGAGAUGCACGGCGUAUCUGUCACCCCGGGGGCAUCAGCUCCUUAAUGAGAAAAAGCCCGAAAUCGGAGCCCGAUGGCUGGGAGUGUCAUCGCCGUGUAACUUACUCAGCCUCCAGGGAGAAUGUCAGAAUAGGGUGUGCUUCGGGUUUCUGGGGAGACACAGCCACCGCGGUUCCACAGCUGAUACACGGAGGGAACCUGGACUUCUUGGUGUUUGAUUACCUCUCAGAGAUCACCAUGUCGCUUCUUACAGCUACCAAAGCAAAGGACCCCAACCUGGGGUUUGUCUCUGACUUUGUGCAAGUUUUAUCACCAUUCAUCAAGGAGCUUCAUAAAAGAGGCAUGCGCGUGGUCAGCAAUGCAGGGGGGGUGAACCCGCUGGCCUGUGGAAGGGCCUUACAGGAGACUGUUCGGAAAGCUGGCCUGGACAUGAAGGUUGCCGUGGUAACUGGGGAUGACCUCAUGGCCCAGAAAGACUUACUGACAGAAGUCAGGAUGGCGGACAGCGGAACCACUCAACGUCUCCCUAAAGGCACCCACAGUAUGAAUGCAUACCUGGGCGCGCAGCCCAUCCGGAGGUGCCUGGACCUGGGGGCGGAGAUAGUCGUCACGGGCCGCUGCGUGGACAGUGCUGUGGUCCUCGGGCCCCUCCUGCACACGUUUGGAUGGGAGCAGUCAAACUACGAUCUGCUGGCGGCCGGGAGCCUUGCAGGGCACCUGGUGGAGUGCGGUGCCCAGAGUACGGGGGGCAUUUUCACGGACUGGCACACGGUGCCUGACUGGGAUAACAUGGGCUUCCCGGUGGCGGAGUGCCGUGCCGAUGGUACCUUCGUGCUGUCCAAGCCCCCGCGCACCGGCGGGCUCGUCUCCUUCGGCACGGUCACGGAGCAGCUGCUGUAUGAGAUCGGCGACCCCACGCGCUACCUGCUGCCAGACGUCACCUGUGACUUCUCACGUGUCACCAUCACCGAGAUCCCAGGUGUGGAUGGCGGGGCUGUCAGGGUCGAGGGUGCAAAAGGAACACCCCCAUCCAGUGAUUACAAGGUGUGCGCCACUUACAUGGAUGGGUUCCGGGCUACAGCUGUUUGUCCCGUUGGGGGCCCCCGAGCUGCGGAGAAAGCCAGAAGGACCGCGGAGAGCAUCAUUAAAAGGACACGGACCAUGUUCAGGCAGCUCGGCUUCGCAGACUACACCUCUGUCAACAUGCAGGUACUUGGUACCGAGGACACCUAUGGCCCUCACGCCACCAACUGGAAGCAGGGACCUCGGGAGGUUGUUCUGUGGAUGGCCGUCCAGCAUCAGCAGAAAAAGGCCCUAGAGCUGUUCUCCAGAGAAGUGGCUCCGGCGGGAACGGGAAUGGCCCCUGGACUCACGGCGAUAGUGGGGGGGCGGCCCAGAGUCUCCCCAGUUCUGAGACCGUUCUUCAUCCUCCACCCCAAGUCAGCGUUAAAGGUAGAUAUUUACCUGGAUGGGGAAUAUGUGGGAGAGAUGAAGCACGAUGAUGUUUCCCAGCAAGAAGUGUGUGAUUCCCCUCCUGACACGGAGGAGACCGGGGACACACUCAGAGACUUGCCAAGUGGACUGCACAGUUAUAGAGUGGAGGAGCUGGCUUAUACCCGGAGUGGAGACAAGGGCGACACGGCCAAUAUCGGUGUCAUAGCGCGACACCCCCUCUACUAUCCUUACCUGAAGAAGUUCCUGACGGCUGGUGUCGUCGAGCAGUACUUCCGGCACCUCAUCAACCAGGAUGGCGGCGCCCCCCCAGUCGUGCGGUACGAACUGCCUGGGAUCCAUGGCCUGAACUUUCUCCUGCGGAGCUCUUUGGGUGGGGGAGGGGUGGCCUCCCUCCGCAGUGACCCUCAGGGCAAAGCCUAUGGUCAGAUGCUGCUGGAUUAUGAAAUUAAGGGACUGCCGGACCUGAAGUCUCUUGUGGAUUGACCGGAACCGCUUGCAGACGAGUGACAAGGUGCUGACGUGUCUCCACGGUGCAUUGCAUUCCGGGCGGCGUCCAGCUGUCACACACAACCCCGGCUGCUGUUAGCGGGAAUCUAGCUGCGCACGUCACUCUUCACGGAGGCCGCAUGUGACCCACGGACAGGAGAAGUCGUGCUGCCAUAUAACUGAAUUUACAUUAAGUUUAUGUAGCUGAUUUCUGCACAUACAUUGCGACUAAUUUAACAGUUUUCAUUAUCAGAUGCCCUUUUAUAAAUGCAAUAAAAUUACAAAAGUAUCGCAUUACAUUUUUUGGAUCCAUCUUGUUCCAUGCAUUUUGCGUAAUUCCUUUCCAGCCGCUGGGGGAAACGUUUGCCGUCUUUCUUCUGCUUUACCUGCACGGGAUCGACUUGCCCUGACCUUGACCGUUGACCUUAAAGGCCCAGGAGUGACAUUUCUCCAUCAUGUUCGUCUGGGAAUUGUAAUUUUAGAGCCUUGCAAACUAAGGGGCAGCUUUCUCUGCUUUUAUAUGAUUGUUUUCCUUUCAAUGAAGCUAAAAUUUUGCGAGAAACCUGAGAAGACCCUGAAGGCGUCUUUUUAAAAGAUUAUUUUCGUCACAUGUUGUGUACCGGGCUUGGACCUCUGUUUAUCUUAGAAAAGUAAAAGGCGUUGAAAAAACAAAAAGCGAUAUUUUCACUGCUAGUCUGGACAAUGCACAUUUCUGUUUGCCUGUGUAGCCAUUAGCAUCGAACUGUUGACGUCUAGGCUGUGCUCAAGGAUUAUAUGUAAAGGGAGGUGGGUGAAAACUCGCUACAGACUGGACAAGUCAAACAGGGCAGUGGCGCAGAAGGAUGUGAGAAUUAUUGCUGUGUAAAAUCUUUGUGUAGUAAAUACAACUAAGUGUAUUUCUAACUGGCCGAAACAGAGAAUCUAAUGGCUCAAUAAGGUUUUUCUAAAUAAAAAAUAUGCAAUGAC
This is a messenger RNA of Paramormyrops kingsleyae, 3112 nucleotides long. The record is from RefSeq and is a predicted model, not a curated record. Lineage: Eukaryota; Metazoa; Chordata; Actinopteri; Osteoglossiformes; Mormyridae.